Messenger RNA from Eremothecium gossypii ATCC 10895, 3840 nucleotides. It is a transcript of the gene OXP1, whose product is annotated as 5-oxoprolinase. Gene Ontology annotation, cellular component: cytosol. NCBI's taxonomy places the organism in Eukaryota, Fungi, Ascomycota, Saccharomycetes, Saccharomycetales, Saccharomycetaceae. Gene Ontology annotation, biological process: glutathione metabolic process. The record is from RefSeq and is marked provisional. The transcript has a single exon. Gene Ontology annotation, molecular function: 5-oxoprolinase (ATP-hydrolyzing) activity. Bases 1 to 3840 code for a protein of 1279 amino acids.
AUGAGCUUUGGUAUUAGAAUUGCUAUCGAUAGGGGAGGGACAUUCACGGAUUGUAUUGGUACUUCGGGUACUGGACGGCCCGAGGACGACGUAGUCAUCAAGCUUUUAUCCGUGGACCCCGCUAACUAUCCUGAUGCGCCGCUAGAAGGUAUUAGACGUUUGCUAGAGCACUUCCAGAACAAGCAGAUCCCUCGAGGACUACCUCUCUGCAUUGCAGGCAUCGAGAGCAUCCGAAUGGGCACUACAUUGGCAACAAACUGCCUGCUAGAGAGAACGGGGGAACGAUGUGCAUUUGUGACCACGAAGGGUUUCAAAGAUGCGCUGCUUAUCGGUGACCAAACACGGCCUCGUAUUUUUGAUUUGUCAAUUAAGCGGCCUGAUAUGCUUUACGACGUUGCUGUGGAGAUUGACGAAAGAGUCACGCUGGUUGAUUACUCUGAAGACCCCACCAGGCAUAAAUCAACUGCUGACUCCUCUGCUGGGAAGUAUGCUGGCCGCUCUGGAGAGAUUGUGCACGUACUCAAGGUGCCCAAUGAGGAUGAAGUACGCUCUACGUUGCGAGUAUUGUAUGCCAUGGGCAUUAGACAGGUAGCUAUUGCCCUGCUACACUCUUACACCUACCCAGCCCACGAAGAGAUUGUAGGAAGAAUUGCGGAGGAAGAAGGGUUUACCCAUAUCUCGCUGUCGUCCCAGGUGUCUCCGAUGAUUAAGUUUGUUCCGCGGGCGACUUCUGCUGUUGUAGAUGCCUAUCUGACACCUGUUAUUAAAGACUACUUAAAAGGUAUUUACGCCGGCUUGAGGGAAAGUGAUAACACAUCUAUUCAGUUCAUGCAGUCAGAUGGCGGCCUCGUUGAUGCACGCCGUUUCUCCGGGCUCAAAGCUAUAUUGUCAGGCCCAGCAGGUGGUGUUGUAGGAUAUUCACAAACAUGCUCCUGCUCCGAUAAUGCGCCGUUGAUUGGUUUCGAUAUGGGGGGUACAUCCACAGAUGUAUCUCGGUUCGAAGGCAGGCUGGAGCAUAUUUUUGAAACAGAGAUUGCAGGCGUUACGUUGCGCUCUCCACAACUGGAUAUCAAUACUAUUGCUGCUGGCGGUUCAUCUCGCCUUUUCUGGGAAAAUGGGCUGUUUAGAGUUGGCCCAGAAUCUGCUGGCGCAGAUCCUGGGCCAGUGGCCUAUAGAAAGGGUGGGCCAUUGACAAUAACUGAUGCGAACUUGGUGCUCGGUCGUUUGAUCCCCGAGUUCUUCCCCAGUAUAUUUGGGCCUAACGAAGACCAGUCAUUGGACAUCGAAGCGACGAAGGGGAAGUUUUCAGAAUUGGCAAACAUCAUCAAUACUGAAUUAGGCAGUAAUAUGACAGUUGAAGAAGUUGCUUAUGGAUUCAUAUGUGUCGCCAAUGAGUCUAUGGCAAGACCGAUCCGCAAGAUGACCGAGGGUAAGGGCCACCUGCUUUCGCACCACCGCUUAGUUUCCUUUGGAGGUGCAGGUGGUCAACAUGCAGUUGCAGUGGCACACUCAUUGGGCAUAGAAACCGUCCUCAUGCACAGGUACUCAGCAAUUUUAUCUGCGUAUGGAAUGCUUUUGGCGGAUGCGGUAGAAGAGGAGCAAGUGCCAUGCUCCAUUUUCUUGCAAGAUACAUCUUCUAAAGACCAGCUAAAUGAAAUAUUCCACCAAUUGAUUACCAGUACCUCAAUUAGCCUUCUUAAGCAGGGAUUGGCCGACGAUCGGCUUGAAUUCGAGAGAUACCUGAACUUACGUUAUGAGGGUACUGAAACAAGUCUUAUGGUUCUACAAGAAGGAGACUCGUGGGAUUUUGUAGAAAGGUUCACAAAACUCCACAAGCGUGAGUUUGGCUUUGUUUUCGCCGAGAAGAGGAUUUUAGUGGAUGAUGUCCGUGUGCGUGCUCUAGGUAAGUCUAUGGUGCGGAACCAGGAGCCUGUUGAUCAGCAGUUAUCCCAGGUCACUCGUUCUACAGCUGACCCUUCUAAGGAUGCAAAGUUCUUUAAGGACGUGUAUUUCGUCGAUGGGUUUAUUAAGACACCUAUUUACAGGUUAGAUAGUUUACCGGUAGGUACCUGUAUUGAAGGACCUGCGAUAUUGGCAGAUGAUCAUCAGACUAAUAUUAUUCCACCUGGAGCUGAAGCGAUCAUCCUGAAGACACAUGUCUACAUCCAGAUCAGUUGUAACCAACAGAAGAUUACCAAUGAUGAAGUGGACAAAAUAAACCCUGUCAUGUUGUCGAUUUUUGGUCAUAGAUUUAUGGACAUAGCAGAGCAGAUGGGAAGCCAGCUUCGUAAGACCUCCGUGUCUACGAAUGUGAAGGAAAGACUUGAUUUCUCCUGUGCAAUUUUUGACCACGAAGGUAAUCUGGUGGCGAAUGCUCCUCAUGUGCCCGUGCACUUGGGGUCCAUGUCUACUUGUAUUAAAGCACAAGCAACCUUAUGUAAAGGAAAACUUAAGAAAGGGGAUGUCUUAAUUUCGAAUCACCCAGAUAUUGGCGGCACUCAUUUACCGGAUAUCACCAUAAUAAGCCCAGUAUUUUCCGAUGAGAAAGAUGAUCCGCUCUUUUAUGUAGCUUCUAGGGCACACCAUGCUGACAUCGGUGGGACCCUUCCGGGAUCUAUUCCUCCCAAUUCGAAAGAACUUUAUGAGGAAGGCGCGAUGAUAUAUUCAGAGAAGGUUGUCAAGGCCGGUCAAUUCAAUGAAGCGCUCCUAAAGAAGCUUCUUUUUGAAGAUCCCGCGAAAUAUCCCGGAUGCUCCGGAUCCAGAAGAUUAUCCGACAAUAUUAGUGAUAUCAAGGCACAGAUCGCUGCCAACACUAGAGGUAUUCAAUUGCUUAACCAACUGGUUGACGUUUUCGGUCUAGGGACUGUUACAAGGUACAUGGACGCAAUUCAGGAAAAUGCAGCUCUUACUGUAAAGAAUGUCUUGCGAAAGAUUACCAAGCAUUUUGGCAAAACCGUCUAUUCGGCCGAGGAUUAUAUGGAUGAUGGCUCUGUUAUAAAACUUAGGGUGGAGCUAAAUGCUAAGGAAGAUAAGUAUAUUUUUGAUUUUACGGGGACUUCUCCACAGGUCCACGGUAACCUCAAUGCACCUGUUGCUAUUACCAACUCUGCCAUCUUAUACUGCUUACGUUGUUUUGUAGACGAAGAGAUUCCGCUCAACCAGGGCUGCCUAAAGCCCAUUACUGUUAUUAUUCCAGAGAGCUCUAUCCUAUGGCCGACCAAGGGUGUCGCGGUAGUGGGAGGUAAUGUCAUGACGUCUCAGCGUGUAACUGACGUAAUUCUCAAAACUUUUAAAGUCAUGGCGGACUCCCAAGGAGACUGCAAUAACUUUACUUUUGGGACAGGUGGGAACGACGCUUCUACCGGUGAAUAUACUCAGGGUUUUGGAUAUUAUGAAACCAUAUGUGGCGGGCAUGGUGCAGGUGGAGAUUCAUGGCGUGGUCCGGGGUGGCAUGGAACACAUCCUGUUCACACAAAUAUGACCAACACCCGUAUGACAGACACUGAGAUAUUCGAACGACGCUAUCCAGUAAUCCUGCGCGAAUUCUCGAUUAGGAAGGGCUCGGGAGGUAAUGGUCUUUACCGCGGUGGUGAUGGCGUCACUCGCGACAUCGAAUUCAGCGUUCCGGUACAAGCCUCCAUAUUGUCUGAACGCCGUUCACUACCACCAAAUGGUCUAGAAGGCGGUUUCCCUGGUAAACGUGGUUUGAAUUUGUGGGUCCGUCACGAGACGGGAGCUACUAUGAAUAUCGGUGGGCGGAAUACCGUACAAGUACAGCCCGGCGACAGAAUGAUUAUUAAUACCCCUGGUGGCGGCGGAUUUGGCAUUCCUCCAAACUAA